GUGUGGGGUGGGUGGGAGACCUGCAGGUGAGACUCGCCCACCUGAGACUCCAUCAGGCUCUCCCAGCAUUGCCGGACGGUGGUGGGCAGGUUUUCUCUGACCAGGCCUACACUGCUUGAGUGAACCAUCCUUCCACACACUCAGUUCUUUUACUUCCAUGCUGCAACCUGACUUACUAAAUGGGCCUCCGCCGACUGUGCCAUUGUUAAGGAGGCGUGUUUGCUGGCGGACACGCAUGCAUCGGCCAGGAGAAGGGCAUCGCCGGAGGUGUGUGCAGAGAAGGCAAGGCUGCCUGUGACGGCCACCCGCUCCCGCGCUGAGCAGAGUCCAUGGGCCGGCAGUGCUUUCUUACACCUGAUCCAACUCUGCCCUGCCUCCCGGUCUCCCAAGAGGCAAGGGUAGUACUCCCUGUGACCCCCAACUUUCAGUCACAGGAAGGCCUCUGUGCAUGAGGGGGGCCACCAUCCAUCUGCAUAGACUGCAAGUGGGCAGAGACGUAGGGGUCGCUGGUGACUCUGCUUGAAUGAGGAGGAGGAAAACGUGUGUUUCUGGCCUCGGAAUUCUCAGGUGGUUGGCCAAAGAAUUAAUGUUAUAGAUGGCAAUUAGGGGCAGUUCAUUAGUCAUCCAACAUUCGCCAAGUGCUUACUGUGUGCCACUGACUGUGAUAGACGCGGAGGAGACAUCUGUUGGCAAAGUCUGACUCGGUCCCCACCCUUACGGGGUGUAUUCUCUGAUGUAAUGUGGUUGAACCAACAUUGUGCAGGGCCUCACUUGAACCACACAGCUGAGACCCAGAAAGGAAAUUUAAAGAGACUGAGUAGAUGGAAUAGUACCAGUUUGACACACCUAAGCUGAAUGUGUUUGACACUACCUCGAGCUCUCAGAAUUGGUCACUUCGACUUUGGACACAGUUUUAACAAACUUGGUUAUCUGGCUCUCUCUCCAGCGUUGUGGCCAAGAAGCAGCAAAUUAGAGGGAGGGUGAUGACGGAGGAUUCCUGAGAAAAAAGUGAAAUGCAAGCUGAUUCUAAAGAGAAGGCACCAAAACAGCACAACAGCCUGCAUUUCUUGGACACAAGGCCAGUGUUUCCAUCAUUUUUCUAUUUAUAGCCGUCUGUCUGCAUUCUGAUUGGGAACAUAGGGCUCAUUUUCAUCAUGCCAACAGUGGUGGUAAUGGACGUAUCCCUUUCCAUGACCCGACCUGUGUCUGUUGAGGGGUCUGAAGAAUAUCAGCGCAAGCACCUAGCAGCCCACGGUUUGACAAUGCUGUUUGAGCACAUGGCCACGAAUUACAAGCUUGAGUUUACAGCCCUGGUGGUUUUCUCAUCACUCUGGGAGCUGAUGGUUCCCUUCACAAGAGAUUAUAACACCCUACAGGAAGCACUAAGUAAUAUGGAUGAUUAUGAUAAAACCUGCUUGGAGUCUGCAUUAGUUGGUGUUUGCAACAUUGUUCAGCAAGAAUGGGGUGGUGCAAUUCCUUGCCAGGUUGUUCUGGUGACAGAUGGCUGUCUUGGCAUUGGCAGAGGGUCACUGCGGCAUUCCCUAGCUACUCACAAUCAACGAAGUGAGAGCAACAGGUUCCCACUACCUUUUCCCUUCCCAUCUAAGUUAUACAUCAUGUGUAUGGCAAAUUUGGAGGAGCUUCAGAGCACUGACUCCUUGGAUUGCCUGGAACGUCUCAUAGAUUUAAACAAUGGUGAAGGGCAGAUUUUUACUAUUGAUGGCCCCCUAUGCUUGAAAAAUGUUCAGUCUAUGUUUGGAAAACUGAUAGAUCUGGCAUACACGCCUUUCCAUGCUGUUCUCAAGUGUGGCCACCUAACUGCAGAUGUGCAAGUCUUCCCCAGGCCAGAACCUUUUGUUGUAGAUGAGGAAAUCGAUCCUAUCCCUAAAGUCAUUAACACAGAUUUGGAAAUAGUGGGGUUUAUUGAUAUAGCUGAUAUUUCCAGUCCUCCAGUUCUGUCCAGACAUUUGGUCCUACCGAUAGCACUUAACAAAGUUUCCAUCUUCUCUCCAUCUAGUCCUGAAUGGCAUGGAAUGCUCUACUCCCAAGCUGACAGCAAGAAGAAAUCAAACCUCAUGAUGUCCCUCUUUGAGCCUGGCCCAGAACCUCUCCCAUGGCUAGGGAAAAUGGGACAGUUGGGUCCUAUUUCAGAUGCGAAAGAAAACCCUUACGGUGAGGACGACAAUAAGAGCCCAUUCCCCCUGCAGCCCAAAAACAAACGCAGUUAUGCCCAGAAUGUGACUGUCUGGAUCAAACCCAGUGGCCUGCAGACAGAUGUACAGAAGAUUUUAAGAAAUGCAAGGAAAUUACCUGAAAAAACACAGACAUUCUAUAAGGAACUGAACCGUUUACGAAAGGCUGCCCUGGCCUUUGGUUUCCUGGACCUGCUCAAAGGGGUGGCUGACAUGCUGGAAAGGGAGUGCACGCUGCUGCCUGACACCGCCCACCCCGAUGCAGCGUUCCAGCUGACCCACGCUGCCCAGCAGCUCAAGCUGGCCAGUACCGGCACCUCCGAGUACGCUGGCUACGACCACAACAUCACACCUUUGCAGACAGACUUCUCCGGGAGCAGCACUGAAAGAAUGUAAAGCUGACUUUGGGAGCCUUCCUUCCUUCUCAUUUUAAGUCCAAAUGAUUUCGGGUAAAAACUUCUCCAGGGUGUUCACCUCUGCAGCCACCACCUGAAGACCUCCCUCCGAAGCACCCCUUGCUGGUUUGAGUGACUGCAACAGUCCGAGAAGGACUUUGACCUUCGCUUUCUAAGCUCUUCCAGCCCAGAAGACACCUGUGGCUCCCGUGAUGGGUACAUCUUCUGAGGAGCUUGAUGGUGUGAUGGGUACAGAGCUCUCUCCCUUCCUCAGGAAACCUAACCCACAGGGAUCCUCUGGCUUUCUGGAAGGCAUCUUCUCUCCUCUCAAUCAUAAGGACAUUUUCAAGAUUCUGCCCUUGGAAUGAGCAACCCAGACUGGGACUAGCUAAGGACAAGCCCUGCACCACUAAGUUUCGGAACUUUUCUUAGAACUUGGGCAAAACUUAGUGGUAACACUUAGGUGCUUUUGGUAUGUCUUGAGAUACAGACUUUUAAACAGCAGCCAUAAAUGUAAAAAAUUAUUCCCAUUCAAGUUUUGUUUUUUAAUGAAAAAGUAUUUGACUUUCUAUAAAAUGGUUUCACUGAUAAAU
Myotis davidii is the source of this 3180-nucleotide messenger RNA. RefSeq names its product von Willebrand factor A domain containing 9 (gene INTS14). Gene Ontology annotation, biological process: snRNA 3'-end processing. The record is from RefSeq and is a predicted model, not a curated record. NCBI's taxonomy places the organism in Eukaryota, Metazoa, Chordata, Mammalia, Chiroptera, Vespertilionidae. The transcript is spliced from 11 exons. Bases 1155 to 2588 code for a protein of 477 amino acids. Gene Ontology annotation, cellular component: integrator complex.